Molecule: messenger RNA, 4125 nt
Organism: Anoplophora glabripennis (Asian longhorned beetle)
Lineage: Eukaryota; Metazoa; Arthropoda; Insecta; Coleoptera; Cerambycidae
Product: amyloid beta A4 precursor protein-binding family B member 1-interacting protein
Exons: 9
Coding region: 232-3687 (1151 amino acids)
Biological process (GO): signal transduction
Source: RefSeq, a predicted model, not a curated record
CCUUCGGCUUCAACUGAUUACUCCCACAUUCAGAAAGUCAAAGAUCUGGUGCGUGCAAAUCGUCGAUUGACUGUCAGAUAAAUUGCAGAAAAUAUUAGCACCUCAAUUGGGUCAUGCCAUGAAAUUUUGACUGGAAAAUUGAACAUGCAUAUUAUAGUGGCAGUAAAAUUUGUUUCUAGUUUGAUUUUUUGGCAACUCCUUGAACGAUGAAACAUUCAUUCGAGGAUCAUAAUGGGAGAGAAAGCUGGAUUGACGGCUACGACAUUAAGACAAAAGUUAAAACAUCACAAUGGAUUGACGAAGGUUCUCCAUGUCCUAGGAAGUCAGUGUCGAUGCAAUGUCAAAGUGAUGUUUUUUUGUGUGACUUCAAUGGAAUUGUGCAUUUUAAAUUCUUGCCUUAUGGGGCUGGACCAGCUCAACUCUACGGCUCACCUGAGGCCGUUAAACUCGGAGAUUACGGCUCCCAGAAUAGAUAGUUAUCGUUUUUCUAUGGCGAACCUGGAGGACUCCCAGGAUGUGGACCUCGACGCCAUUCUCGGAGAACUGUGUGCCCUCGAAACCGUCUGCGAUAGAGAAAUUGGCCAUGCUAGAGACAGCAAACGACUUUCAGAUGUCCAAAAGAUGUCACAGCAUGAAUCCCGAACACACAGCAGAUCCUCCUCGGAAGCCUCAAGACUAAAAUUAGAUCCGGAGGAUAAUUUGAUGUUAAAAAGCGAUUCAGUUCGAACAGAAUCCCCCGACAAUGACUCCGCUUUCAGCGAUACCGUCUCCAUGCUUUCCAGCGAAUCGUCCGCCAGUAGUGGGGGAAGCAGUGCAAAACCUCAAAUUCUACAUCUCCAAAAUUUGCAACAGGAUGACGCAUCUAGACUUAAAGCCGAAAAAAUCAGAAUGGCAAUGGAGAAAAUCAAAGAAGCCAAUAUACAGAAGCUGUUUUUGAAAGUUUUCACCACUGAUGGUUCAGCUAAGUCUCUACUGGUUGAUGAAAAAAUGUUGUGUUCUUAUGUUACAAGACUGUUGGCAGAUAAAAAUCAUGUGCAAAUGGAUCCAAAAUGGGCUAUUGUAGAACAUUUACCUGAUUUAUACAUGGAACGCUUCUAUGAAGACCAUGAGUUACUGGUAGACAAUUUGUUGUUGUGGACAAGAGAUUCAAAAAAUAAAAUAUACUUUGUGGAGAGAGAAGACAAAAUAAAGUUAUUUUUGCAACCAGAGAAAUUUUUACUCUCAGUCACAGACAAGAAAGAGAAUAAUGAUUUCGAUGAACAUUCAAGAAAUAUGCUCUUAGAAGAUUUCUUCUCUACAACUAGUUUACCAGAAGUGGAGGGACCAUUGUAUCUUAAAGCAGAUUCUAAAAAAGGAUGGAAGAAAUAUCAUUUCGUUCUUAGAGCUUCAGGACUGUACUAUUUUCCUAAGGAUAAAGUAAAAUCUGCGAAAGAUUUAAUAUGUUUGGCCACUUUUGAUAAUAAUCAGAUUUAUUAUGGUCUGGGAUGGAAGAAGAAGUAUAAAGCACCCACAGACUUUUGCUUUGCAAUAAAGCACCCACGACUGCAAGAACCAAAGUCCACAAAGUAUAUUAAGUACUUGUGUGCAGAGGAUCACAAUUCUUUAGAAAGGUGGAUGGUAGGAAUGAGAGUAGCAAAAUUUGGCAAGCAGUUAAUGGACAAUUAUAGAAGUCUUAUGGAUGAAUUAGCUCAAGAAGAUCUGGAUAUUUUGGCACAUGCAAGAAGUUGUUCUGUUAGUUCUAUAGCAGUUCAAUCCCUGCAGUUAAUGCAGUCAAAUGUAACAACACCAACCCAAGGUUAUCCUGGUAGUGAAGCUGGUUAUGGAACCCAAAGUGAAACAUAUUCUGCUUCCACAGAACUUAGUUCUGGAAGACACAGUAGAGCAAGUAGUUCAAGUUCAAGUGGUUGUAUGUCUGAUGGUGCUCCAUCAAGUUGUGAGAAUGCUUUUGACUCCGAAUUUCCAAUGGGUACAAUAAAGCGCAAGCCUUCAAUGAAACCUAGUCUGCCACUCACUAAUAUAACUCGUCAACUAAAAGAAGUUGGAGAAACACGUGAUGACUCUGAAGGUACUCCUCUGGCUUCCAGUCCUGUGUCAUACACAAAUUCGGGUACCUUAACGAGACGUCAUAGUCGAAGGAAGACCAGUAAUUCAACAGACGAUUCGUCAAGCACAGGCACGCUGAAGAGACAGCACUCAUACAAAUCAAGAGGUUCCUUAGAGUCAAUGGGUGGGAGAAGUGGUACGUCUACACCACUAUGUAGUACGCCUGUGAGAGAACGAGCUUCUCCCUUCAGUGAGAGGCCCCCUAGUGCUGGAUCUGUCAGGACACCUAUUUCGCCCCCUAGUAAUAUGGAUAUGCCUUCGUGUAUGACGGACUCCAUAACUUCACUGCCUCCACCACCAGAGACAAAUGGUGAGGUUAUUGUCAACGAUUCUCCAAACUAUCAGUUGCCACCACCCCCGCCAGAAAUUUACAACUCCAACCUUUCACUGGAUAGUCUUCCCCCUCCUCCAAAUCCCAGCGAUUUACCUCCGAUGACUGGAGCAGAACUCACCGGCAGCCAAUUAUCACUUAUGUCUCUACCACCUCCCCCAGGCGAAAAUGACACAGGAACCAUCAGGAAGCGCAAAGGGAGUGUUACACCAACAAAUGUUUUAAGUCCAGAGAAGACUCCAACAGUUGGCAUGUCACCCGACUUAACCCCAACUCAUUCAAGAUUAAACACCCCCAUAUGUAGUCCACCACUGUCCAAUGUGGGAUCGAACUGUAGCACUCCCACCCAAAAUAAUCCUCCGGUUAGCUUUAGUCCCACACACAGAGUUAACUAUGCUCAAAAUAAUCACAUUUAUGGGUCUGCAGCACAAAAUCACGAUAGAAAUAGUAUGGACCCUGUCAAUAAUACUAAUGGAUUCCCUGCGGCACCUCCAUAUGUCAAUCCCCCACAAUAUAGACAAGCUAGUACACUGCCAGGGUCAUCAGCUUUCAACAAUAACAUGGGACUGAGAUCUUCACUUAGGCAAAGCUCCUUACCUCGUCAAAUAUCUUCUAAUAGUAUAGCAUCUACAAACAGUUCAGGAUCGUCUGGAAAUAGUUCCGUUUAUGGUAACACGGCUUACAUUCCCGAACUGCAAGCAAAAAAUAUGCAAAACUCGCCUGGUUUGCAAAGGAAAGUUAAUUUUCAAGAACCGUCGAGCCCUAAAAAGAGCAAUAAAAAAAUUAGUUUCAACUUAGUACCUCAGGAGGUCCCACCACUGCCAAAAAAACCUCAACCACCUAAGAGAUCGGAAACUACAAAACUGUCAAGUCCUAAAAAACUCGCAGAUCCUCCAUCUGAUUUCCUGAAAGAUUUGCAGAGAGUUAUGAGGAAAAAAUGGCAGGUUGCACAAAAGUGUAAACUGGAGCCCGAUACGACUCCUCACGAAGUUCUAGGAUUCCGAGAUCCACCGACACUUCUACCGGAUUAUAAAGAACAUAACGUCUCAAAUUGGGUGCAGGAACACUAUGGUCCGAAUAAUUUGUACGAAAAUGUCUAUAGGGAUAACCCAGAUGGUGUCGUGGAAUAUGCUACCAGUCCAGUACACACCAGAAGUGAGGUUAGGUCGGGAGAGUUCAAGACAAAGAGGCCUCCACCACCUCCUCCUAAGCGUAGUGAAACCACACAUUUGAGUACCCCUAAGACUCACUGAUGCUGUGUCUCUUAAUAUAGCUUUGAAAAAUAACUUCAUGUCAUAUCAAUUAAAUGUUGCUUCAAAUAUGAAAUAAAUUCAUACUAUGUGGGUUAAAUUAUGUGCUUGGGCAUAAGUUCAUUUAAGAUAUACAGAGUGUCCGAUUUAUGGGUUGCAAGCCAUUAACACAAUAUGUAAAAAAUAAAUUAAGUUCAAAUAUGUUUUUAAUAGACUCUAAGGAGGUGCAUAUUCAGAGAAACUAUAACUUUUUCAGAAUCGCAAAUCACCUUUCCUAUUUUUUUAGGGUGAUUUUUGCAGAAUUGUUUUAAUUUUUUGAGAAUUUUUUAUUCAAAAUCUAAUAGGAUUAAUCUACACCAUCUUAAAAUGCCUCUAUAUAAAAAAUUUUAAGUGUAAUAAUUCUUAUGUUUUUAUGUAUUUAAGUAAUUUCGUACUUUUUUA